Molecule: messenger RNA, 997 nt
Organism: Seriola aureovittata
Lineage: Eukaryota; Metazoa; Chordata; Actinopteri; Carangiformes; Carangidae
Product: histone H2A-like
Exons: 2
Coding region: 188-949 (253 amino acids)
Cellular component (GO): nucleosome
Molecular function (GO): structural constituent of chromatin; DNA binding; protein heterodimerization activity
Source: RefSeq, a predicted model, not a curated record
UGGACCAAAGUGCUGUGAAGCUGUGAGGAAAGUCCAGAGCGGGCCGCCCUCUGCUGCUCUGCUGGAGCCUCUUCUCUGGUUGGUCUGGCGGGAACCGUCCCGCGCUCUCCGCGGACAUAUAAGCGAGGCUGCUGCUGUUUGCGCCACACUUUCUCUGAGUCGACGCUGUAGAGAGAUCAUCCUGAAAAUGAGCGGACGCGGCAAAACCGGUGGAAAAGCCAGAGCUAAGGCCAAGACCCGCUCCUCCCGGGCCGGGCUCCAGUUCCCGGUCGGCCGUGUUCACAGGCUGCUGCGCAAAGGAAACUACGCUCAGCGUGUCGGUGCCGGAGCCCCCGUCUACCUGGCGGCGGUGCUGGAGUACCUGACCGCUGAGAUCCUGGAGCUGGCUGGAAACGCUGCCCGCGACAACAAGAAGACCCGUAUCAUCCCCAGACACCUGCAGCUGGCCGUCCGCAACGACGAGGAGCUCAACAAACUCCUGGGCGGAGUGACCAUCGCUCAGGGAGGCGUGCUGCCCAACAUCCAGGCUGUUCUGCUGCCCAAGAAGACCGAGAAGGCCGCCAAGUCCAAAUACUACUGGACCAGAUGCAGCACCAUCAUCUUCCUCUUCCUCAUCAUCAUCGUCGUCAUCUUCCAGCUUCCAGCAACUUCCAGCUGUGACCGGACCAGACUGAAGAGGUCCAGGUUUGAAACAACUCACGAGGCCUUCUCCAAGGCCACGUGCAACAGCGGGGAUGAAGAGGAGCUUCUGCAGGUGCAACAAGCACAACACGCCCAUGAGGAGAGAGUGUUUGGCAUGAUGAUGCAGUCAGUUGCGUCCCUGGACCUGACCGUGGCUUUUGUUGCUUUUUUUUGUCUCCACAUCUCGUUUGUCUUCUUGAAGAGGAUCAUAAAUAUGGGGGAACUUGUGCACUGUCACUGCCUUAUUUCUAUAAAGGACAUUGUUUAAACAUUUGUGUGCACUACAACUUUUAAAUAAAUAGUCUGAGAAACCUUU